Molecule: messenger RNA, 1527 nt
Organism: Haliotis rubra (blacklip abalone)
Lineage: Eukaryota; Metazoa; Mollusca; Gastropoda; Lepetellida; Haliotidae
Product: ELL-associated factor 1-like
Biological process (GO): regulation of transcription elongation by RNA polymerase II; positive regulation of DNA-templated transcription
Cellular component (GO): super elongation complex
Molecular function (GO): transcription elongation factor activity
Source: RefSeq, a predicted model, not a curated record
AAUAAGUUUUCGACAUGAGUGACAGAAAUAUGCCAAUAGACAACAGUGUUCACGAACUGAAGUUAGGCAGGAGUUUUGAUCCUUCCACCCGGGCAGCUUUUCAUUCAAUACGCUAUGACUUCAAACCAGCAUCAGUAGACACAGCACGAGAGGCAGUUUUUGAAGUUGGCGAAGGACACCAGGUGUCUGUUACAGUUCCACACGUACAGAAUUCAGGAACAAGCCAUACAGUGUACAAGGGCAACAAGAAGCCAUGUCCAAAGGAGUGUGUGUUGAUCAUCGACCAUGACACUGGAACAUUUACACUGGAGAAACUCACAAACACAAUACAGCUGAAGAAAACCAGAAUUGAAGGGUCAAGCCGCGCACAACAGCGACCUUUGACCCCUGUUGAAGUUGCUAAGCAACGACCUACAUCACCUUCAAGACCCAAGACCAACCAAAGAAGUCCCUCAUCUGUAAAAGGUUUCUCGCCAGUAUCCAACAGUCAGCAAGACAUGGAUAUAGUGAUGCCGGACGUGAAGGAGGCGAGCUACAUCGGGGAGAUCAGCAGCAGCAGUAGCUCCUCCAGCUCCAGCGAGGACAGCGACUCUGACAACGAAGCUCCCGCACAACACAACCCUGCUGGUCAGGUCCCACCCAGUAUGCCGAGCGUGCCUCCCUCCAACCAGUCCAACUCAGGGCGACAGUUCUCACUGAUAAAUGAUCUGGAAUUGAGUGAAUCAGGCAGUGACAGUGACUGAGAUAUGAACUAUCACCAUAGUGAUGACCUUCGAUGAUGACAAUAUCCGUUUCCAUGGUGAUGAUAAUGUGUGAGACAAGAUGUGUUUCUGUGGUAAUAUGUAUGAGUGAUUGUGAGAGAGAUUUUAAAAUUAUUGACUGCAAGUGAAAACUUUCUUUAUACUUGACACGCAUGACAUUUAAGUCAUGUGGGGCUGCUUAUGGGAUAAAAACUGGAGGGUGCCUAGAUACUGUGUAUUGAAAGAGAACGGUGCCUUAACACAGUCUAUUGGGUGAAGUGGAUGCUUUGAUACUCUUCAUAGGGAUAGGAGGCUGAUUAGAUCCCCUCUUUGAGAGAGAGGGUGCAUGGAUACUGCCUAUUGGGAGAGAAGUGGGUGCCUAGAUACUGUCAGUGUCAAUUGGGAGAGAAGAAGGUGCCUAGAUACUGUCAAAUGGAGAGUUGGUUGCUUAGAUCCCAUCUUUGGGAGGGACACUGUCUAUAGGGAGAGAGGUGGGUGCCUAGAUACUGUCAGUGUCAAUUGGGAGAGAAGGUGCCUAGAUCCCAUCUUUGGGAGAAGGUGGCUAGAUACUGUCUGUUGGGAGAGUUGGGUGCCUAGAUCCCAUCUUUGGGAGAGAUUCUGUCUAAAGGGAUAGGUGGGGACCUUGAUACUUUCUGUGAGGACAGAAGGAUGCCUAGAUACUAGGAACUAAAGUACUGUCGGAAAUAGAAAAAAAACUGUUUUUAGGCUGUUACUCUGUAUCCCUAAAAUAUACACAACUGCAAAUAGCAUAUGUGGAGAUAACCCA